AUGGUGUCCUCCCCUAUUAAGUCAUUCGAGAACGUAGGAACUUGCUUCAUUGCAGUAUUCGAAGCCCAAUACGUAUCUAAGCCCCUAUCUCUACGUUCAGGCGACUUUUUUGUGCGAUCAGCAAAAUGGAUUCCGUCCGGCGGUGCCGGCCUAGUGUCCGGAAGAGGUAACUUCAGACCUGGUUUCACUGGACGCGACUGGAGAAGUGCCAUAGCUGAACCCAACUUCAGAAAGAGAUCAGUGGAGUCCUGGUACAGCGACGAGUACUAA
Haemonchus placei is the source of this 270-nucleotide messenger RNA. The record is from the annotation of a GenBank genome assembly. Lineage: Eukaryota; Metazoa; Nematoda; Chromadorea; Rhabditida; Trichostrongylidae.